AUGGAGGAAGAGAGAAGGAACAAAGCGGAAGAGAAAGUUCACGAGGCAGCUGAAGCGGCCAAGCAGGCAGCAGAGGCAGCUAAGACUCGGGACCCCUUCCAGCCGCUGCUCCCGCGAGCAGUUCUGCCGCGAGUUCGGCAGUUUCUCCGGCAGUUCCGUCUCCCUCUGGGUACUCUAGUGCUGGAGGCCGUGCAGAGAAGUAGAAACUUGGCACUCCUUUAUGGAGACGCUGAGUUCCUGGCUUGCCCUGCAGGAAGAAGCGUUUGUUCGGGAACUGCAGCUCUGCAUCCUGUGAAGAAGGAGAUUGUGCAAGCUGACUUGAAUCCCGAGACUGCAGCGCGUAGCUCCAAGCUGUUCUACUACUUGACGCAGUCCCUCGCCAAGUGGGAGCGGGGAAGCGAGCUCUUGAGGUCCUGCUCGAAGAGGCAGGGGCAGAGCGCCUGCGGCUACGAGGUGAUUCGAACAAUUACCUCUCAGUACUCCAUCGUGUCGCGGAUGGAAGUGAGAGAACAGGCUUUGAAGUUGUACCAGCACGUUGGGCAUCUGAAGAGGCCCACCGACUUGAUUCGACAUCUUGAGGAUUCGUUUUCGAAGUCUGAAGCGAAGCUGAGCAACUUUCCGGAGCUUCAGCUGUCUGAGGCUGACCGCUGCUCUGUCCUGUUACAGAGCUUGGGUGCAGAAGUGCGUCAGUACGUGGUACUGCACGGGUCCAGCUCGAACUGGGAAGCUCUUCGAAGGACGCUGACUUACUACGAGGAGCAGCUGCGACUGUGUGAGGCCCCUGGGUCUUCGGGCCGAGCCUUGCAGGAGAAGCUUUGCGACUACUGCGGGAAGAAGGGACACACAGCCGACAAGUGUUGGCAGCGCCAAAAGGACGAACGCGAACGCGGUGGUGCUCCGAAGGGCAAAGGGAAAGGAGACAAAGGAAAGCCGAAAAGCAAAGGCGACCAGACUCCCAAGGGAUCUGGUACGCCCCGUGGUUCCGAGAAGGGCAAGGGCGACAGAGGAAAAGGCGACAAAGGAAAGGACAAAGGCAAGAAGCAGAAGAAAAAGAAGAAGGGACAGCCUGGAAAGGGACGCUCCUUGACAGAGCCGGAGUCCGAGGCCGAGUCGGGAGGAAGAUUUCGUGUUGUCAAGAAGUACGACCGAACGGCCAAUCUGUUCAAUGCCUCGGGUGGUGCGAUCGUCGUUUCGGGGGUUGUCGACCUUGAGGUUUAUUUUGGAGAUGUUUUCCUGAGGUUGGAAGAGGUCUUGGUGGCGGAUGUUGGGUUCAACGUUGUUUCGCCUUGGACCGGGUCGGAACGGGACUGGAAAACCUAUCUAGCCAAAUCGGGAUCACGAUUGUACAAAGGAAACGGAAAGAAGAGCAUCAAGCUGAUGGGCGCUUCGCGCGCCUGGUGGGCUCUGAGCGGGAGGUCCAAGGGCCGGGGGAAAGAGAAUUCUUCCAGACGCCCCCCGAAAGGGAUCGAGGAUAUGGAGAUAGAUGCCUUGAAGGACCGCGACCUGCUAGGAUCGAGCAAGGAGUCCACCGCAGGACCCCAGAAGCCUGGAGAAGGAAUCCUGAAGAAAGGAAGAAAGACUUCGGAAGAAGACGAGUCUGGCCGCCACGCUUUGGCUGCAGUGCACGGCGCUUGA
Messenger RNA from Symbiodinium sp. CCMP2592, 1635 nucleotides. The record is from the annotation of a GenBank genome assembly. Lineage: Eukaryota; Dinophyceae; Suessiales; Symbiodiniaceae.